This is a messenger RNA of Chenopodium quinoa (quinoa), 6905 nucleotides long. RefSeq lists its product as uncharacterized. Lineage: Eukaryota; Viridiplantae; Streptophyta; Magnoliopsida; Caryophyllales; Amaranthaceae. The transcript has 11 exons. The record is from RefSeq and is a predicted model, not a curated record. The coding region runs from base 5175 to 6170 and encodes 331 amino acids.
AUCGCUAAAUUAUCCCACUAAAUCAUGCCAAACAUAAAAAGCGGGCUCUAAAUUUUUGUUUGGCGCCUCUCCAAUUUUACCAAAAAAUUGGGCAGCAUACAUAUCUAUCUAUUGAAAAAGUGAAAAAAAUAAAAAAAAAAUAAAAAAAGAAAAUCAACCUAAGCUAUAGCGUGGAAGUUAUAGGGUUCUAUUCUAAAGUGUAAACAGUAAGCCAUUGAAACAAAAAUUCUCAAAAUUCUUGUGCACUCAAAAUUCUCAAAUACCUAGCUAUUGAAGAUUGAUUCAUGGUUAAUUGGUGAUUUCUUUGGCGGAAAUUCAAGAAUCAAUUGUAGAUUAAGAGGUAAGAACUCUAAUUUCUUUUGUUUUCGUCUUCUUAAUUGAUCAUUUUUCUGGGCUCCAAUUUGUUGUAAUCCUUUGAAAUUGUUCGUUGUUUGAUGUGACUUUGAUUUUUCUUUGUAUUUCCUACCUGCAAUUCAUGUGUUUUUCUUGACUACAAUUGCUACAUUAACUCUCUAUUCUUAUUAUUUUUGUGGGAUUUUCUCUAAUGUAAUUGGGGCUUUCCUUCUGUUCGGGGUUUUGUUUGGAAUUUCAAGAUCUUCUGGGUUUUUGUUAGGAACUUUCUUAUAUCUUCAUCAUCCUACUUAGAUAAAAGUAAAAUAAUCUAUUGAUAUUAAUUUUCUGUCUAAGAUCAGAAUUUCCUUUGAUUAAAAUUUGAAACUUUGGUAUUAUGUUUAUUAUAAUAGUGAAUUGAGAUUGUGACCCACUAGUGCUGUAAUAUAGUUUUAAUAUUUACACAUGCAACUUCAAAUAUGAGUUUUUAGGUAUUAAUUAUUACUUCUAUGUUAUUAGUGAUGUGCUGUGUGAAGUAUAACAGUCAAUAGAUGAUUGUGAUUAAGCAAAGGAUAGUUACAACUUGCUUUUUAAUGGAAUUUUCUAAUAUACACAAAUGAACUAGUUGUCUUAGCUUAGUUUAAUCCCUAAAUUACGUAGAAGGUCUGCUCCUAUAAGUUUUCUUUAUGAUAAAAGCAAAGUGUUCUUGGUCCUACACUAUUUAGUUAAAGAGUCUUAAGUGUCUUCCUUGGAUAUAAUUGACUUCUUUGAAUUUUUAUAUCUAAAAAUUGAUUCUUUAAGGUGAAACAUGACUGCAUAUAUACUAAUUGACACAAAGAAUGAAAAAGACAAAAAAAAUAAAAAAGGCUUUGUCAUAACAUUACAAAUUUGAGUUAAGGAUGUUCCUAAUUAUAAUUCUUAGACUAUUAUUGUAUAUCACCAUAUGGUAUAGAUAAUUAAGUUGAGGAAACUAUUGCAAAGUUGAGUCACAUGAUAACAUUCAGUUAUAAGUUAACUGUUGGCUUUAUGAACAAAAGUCUCAUAGACAAGACCUUCAACUUUUUUUUAAGUUGGAUGAGUUAUUGUUAUUCUUACCUGACAGAGGGCGAUUGCAAUUUCUGGUCCAAUGACCCGUAUACCUUAACAUAGUAUAUACCUUAAUAAUUUAUCUAGAUAUAGUUAAUAGUGUAUUAACAUCUUAUUUCUUUUUACCAUUUUAAGAGCUUAGAGUAUCUAUGAGAUUUAUAUUCAUAUUGCUUCUAUAUGACCUUGUUAGGUUAUACUGUUAUAAAUCAAAGUUAGAUGCCUUUCAUUGUGGCUUCGAGUCUUUUUUUUUAUAGUAUACUUCAAUGGUUGCUUUUUUUUUUUUUAAAAAAAAAUUUGUUUGUAAGGAUAAUCUUAUUUGAAAAGCAUGGAUAUCGAUACAAGUUGGAUUGAACUACCCAAUAACCAUCCAACUUAUAUUAGUGGAACUAUCAAAUUCAUUAAGUUGGCUAAAGAAGGGCUUGUAGAUGGAAAAGCUCUCUGCCCUUGUAAGAAAUGUAGGGUGGAUGAGUGGUUGACAAUACCAGAAAUAGAGGAGCAUAUUUUGUUUCAAGGUUUUGACAAGCGAUACAAGAUAUGGAUUUUUCAUGGCAGAGGACCAGUCCUUGAGCACAUGUUUAGUGAUCAGCAUGGUUCAAUUGGGGAUGUUGCUGGAAGCACUAGUCAACGGGCUCAACAUGGGGUUAUAGGUCGAGAUGAUAUGAGAGGAUUCUUAGGAUAUGCUUUUGGUGUUAAUAUGUCCAAUGUGAAUGAGCUUGAACCUGUAUAUCCACAUCAUGUUGGAUCUAGUGAUCAAAGUGAGCCUAACUUUUUUUGCCAUUCCUCGAUUAAUGAGCCUACUCCAUCCGCAACACAAGUGAUGAAUGAAAAAGAAAAAGCUAACUUUGAGAGACUAUUAGAAGCUUCAAAUAAGGAAUUAUAUGAUGGAUGUAAGACAUUCUCUAAACUUUCAUUUCUUGUGCGAAUGUUCCACAUACAGUGUAUGCAUCACUUAUCUGCUGAGUCCUUUACAAUGAUUCUUGAACUCCUAAUUGAAGCAUUUCCUCAAAUUAUGGAGUUCCCAUCUUCAUUUUAUGAGUCCAAGAGAAUGAUUAAUACCUUGGGUCUUUGGUAUGAAAAAAUUGAUGCUUGCCCUAAUAAUUACAUUCUCUAUCGAGGUGAACAUUCGGACAAGGAUGAAUAUGAUGUAUGCCAUGCUUCGAGAUGGAAAACAACUAAGUCUAAAGAAGGUAGUACAAGUGGGGAAAAUAAAGAUGUAAAGAAAGAUAAACCUGCGAAGGUAUUUCGAUAUUUCCCUUUAAUACCAAGGUUAAAAAGACUUUUUAUGUCGUCUAGGACAGCAGAAGAUAUGAUAUGGCAUGAGAAGGAUCGCGAUAAACAGGAAGGUAUAUUGAGGCAUCCUGCAGAUGCUUCAGCAUGGAAAGAUUUUGAUGAUAAAUAUCGUGAUUUUUCUUCUGAUCCCCGAAGUGUGAGACUAGGGCUUGCUAGUGAUGGUUUUAAUCCUUAUUAUGAAUACCACGCAUAGUACAUGGCCAGUGGUGUUAAUGAUUUAUAAUCUCCCACCAUGGUUAUGUAUGAAACGUUCUUCAUUUACUCUUUCCUCUAUAAUUCCUGGAAAAUCAAGUCCCAGAAUUGACAUUGAUAUCUAUUUGCAACCUUUAAUGGAUGAGUUGAAGUUAUUAUGGGAGGGAGUAGAUGCAUUUGAUGCUUACAAAAAACAAUAUUUUAAACUGCGUGCUGCUCUAGUGUGGACAAUCAACGAUUUUCCAGCUUAUGCAAUGUUAUCAGGGUGGAGUACGAAAGGAUAUCAUGCAUGCCCUUCUUGUGCCCAUGAAAAUCCUACUGUAAAGUUGGCAGGUAAAAUGUGUUACAAAGGGUUUCGAAAGUGGCCAUCCAUUGAUCACCCGUAUCGAUUGCAAGCCCAUUUGUUUGAUGGGACACAAGAGUAUGGUCUUGCUCCAAGCCGUCAAUCAGGGACUGAUGUUCAAACUCAUCAACAAGAAGGGGUUGCAUAUACAUAUGGGAAAGGGAAAAAACCUUCUAAAAAAAAGAGAGCAAGACAAGAUGAUGAUGAUGAUGACGAAGAAAAUGAUGAUUCUGAUGUUUUGUGGACCAAAAAGAGCAAAUUUUUUGAUUUUCCUUAUAGGGAGCAUAAUCCUCUUCGUCAUAGUUUAGAUGUUAUGCACAUUGAAAAAAAUGUGUUACAAUUUCUUAGUCACUUUACUAGAUGUAGAUAAGAAAUCCAGGGAUAAUGAAAAAGUUAGAAAGGCAAUGAAAGAAAAAGGAAUAAAGCCACAUCUUUGGAUAGUCCAAACAGGCAAUCAAUUAUGCCUCCUGCUUCUUAUUCUAUGUCAAAAGAGGAUAAACUACGAUUCUUAAUGGUAUUCCAUAAAUUAGGAGUUCCGGAUGGAUAAUGUUAUAACCUCUCAAGAUGCGUGAAUAUGAAACAAAAAAAGUUUCAGAAUCUUAAGAGUCAUGACAACCAUGUCAUUAUGAAAGACCUUUUGCUUGUAGCUCUACAAGCUUCAAGAACUAUAGAAAUUGUUGAUUUGGUGUCAGAGUUAUCAUCCUUUUUCAAAAUUGUGUGCUCUACCACCCUUGAUGUGAAAGUGUUGGAUGAGAUACAAACCAAAAUUGUUUUAACUCUUUGUAAGAUGGAGAUAGAGUUUGUACCGACAUUUUUUACAAUCAUGGUUCAUUUGGUCAUUCAUUUAGUGGAGGAAGCCAAACUUGGUGGACCAGUCCAUUAUAGGUGGAUGUAUCCUAUUGAAAGGUACUUGGCCCAUUUGAAAUCAUUUGUGAGUAACAAAGCGCAACCAGAAGGGUUAAUUGCAGAAGGAUACCAUUUAGAAGAGAUGAUUAACUUUUGUUCAAGAUACUUAGAAGAAAUUGAGACCUUAUUUUAUAGGCUGAAGAGAAAUGACAAUCAUAUUCUGGAUACAAGUGCUUAUUUAUUUAAUUCUGGUCGUUGAUUCAUUGGGGCGAAGAAAAUUGCUCGUUCAGAUAAUAAAAGUCUAGAGCAAGCACAUCACUAUGUUUUACUUCAUUCUGAUGAGAUGGCUGAAUUUCGUGAUGAGUUCUUACGCCAGAAGCGAUGUGAGAAUCGAUUUAGAGGAGUACGAAGUGACACAAUAAUAGAGUACAUAACAUAGAUAGCAGUAGUGAGCAAGGGAAGCUAAGGAAAGCUUUAGCAAGUGGUUUAUAUGAUCGUACUACAGAGUAAAAAGGCUUUGUAAUCAAAGGCUACAAGUUUCUGGCUGUAGACCAUGAACUCUACCGCAGGACACAAAAAUUCAGGAGUUAUGGUCGAGGCAGAUGGCCAGUUUUACUAUGGAAAAUUCAGGAAAAUAUAUGAAUUAAGUUAUUAUGGGACUUAUAAGGUUGUGGUGUUUCGGUGUGAUUGGGCAGACAUUAGUAAGGGACUGAAGAAAUAUAAGAAUGGGGUACUUCUAUCAACUUUUCAAAGUUGAUGCAUAGUGGACGAUUAAUGAAAGAUGAUCCUUUUAAUUUUUCAUCUCAAGCGAAACAAGUUUUUUAUGUUGAAGAUGAGAUAGAAAAAGGGUGGUUACAUGUUAUAGAAUCUAAGCCUAGGGAUUUUUUUGAAAUGGGAGAUAAAUAAUUGAUGUGUAACUACUGUUUCCAUUUUGAAUGUUGGUAUUACAUGCAUGAACUGAAAUUUCAGAUUUAAUGUACCAUUUUAUUUUGAGUUUUGUUUAUUAUUAGACAAGUUUAUUUGCUAUAUGUAGCUUGAAACUUUUUUUUUUCAUGAAAAUUAACAAGUUUAUGUGUAGCAGCUGAAUAUGUUACGUAGCAAAAGAAUCAGGAGCAAUUAUGGUAAUGAUCAAGGUCAGAGAACCGGUCAAGGAGCAGGCCAGGGAACAUGUCAGAGAACAGGAAUAGGUCAGGGAACAAGUCAAGGAGCAAGUCAGGGAACAAGUCUAGGAACAGGUCAGGGAACAAAUCAAGGAACAGCGUGUAUAAAUGGUGGAGGUUCAAGAAAGAAUGCCAAGAGAAAGAAGCGCUCCAUUCUUGUAAAUGGGAACUCUUCUACUGACGAAGCCCAAGAUUGGAGUGAUGAUGUUAACUUUGAUGAAAGAGAGGAUGUUCGUGCUAUUGAUUCUGAAGGAAAUGUGCAGUUAUGGAGUGGUUCUAUACAACCACAUGAUGUGUGGUUUCUUGAAAAAGGAGUCAGAUUUGAAGUUAUAUUCAACGGAUUUUGCCAACCAAUUAGAAAGGGCGGAUCAAUUAUUGUGAAAUUCAUUUCAAGUAUCGCAAAGAAAGAUGAUAUUUGUCCUAUAAGAGAUGUAAAUUGGCGAAAUGUGAAUAAAACAAUACUAGGUGAUAUUGUUAGUUUGAUUCGUGAAAAAAUCAUCAUUCCAGAUGGUAAAAUAUAUGAUGAUGCAAUGCUUAAGCACGUGGGUAAGCAUCGUAGGCAGUGGAAGUUUGAGCUCAAAGCUAAAUAUUUCAAUCCCACAGUACGAACCAGAACACAAAUUGAAAAUGAUAGGCCAGGAGGAAUUGUUCGUGAGAAUUGGCUUCCGUUGGUUGAAUAUUGGUUUUCAAAUAAAAGCAAGAAUUAUUCUGAAAUCGGAAGAGAAGCACGUGCUUCUUUGGGACAUCUACAUACUAAUGGUGCUACGAGCUUUGCUAAUUCAAGAGACGAAUCUGAGAUUGAGCAUGGAAGAGAGCCCGGUGCUUAUGAGUUUUUUUAUAAAACUCAUCAACCAAAGAAUGGAUGCUAUCCUAACAACACAAAUACUGGAGAAUUCAUUGACAUGGCAAAAAAAAAGGAUUGAUUCAAGUGCUGCAAAUUCAUCAACUCCGAAGCCUCAAGAAGUGAUAGAGAACGAAGUCUUCAAUGAUUUGAUGUACGAUAAGGAUAAAAAAAACCAAAGACCAUUGGGUUAUGGAUUUGGGGUGAAUCAUAAUGACAUGUUUGGAGUUCAUGCAUUAUUGCGAAAAAAGGGGCACUUCUUAUAAUAGUAGCAAUGACCAGAUUAUGAAAGCUGAUUUUGCAAGGUAUAAGAGGCAUACCACAAACCUCUUAAUGAGUCUGACAACACAGAUAACUAACGUGUUGGAUGCAGUGCGAAGCGGUAAUGUCUCCAAUGAAAUGUUAGAUGCUACUUCGACAGCAUUACGCUCCAUACAUGCUCAGAAUAUGGAAAAAUCAAAUGGAGCUGAUGAUGAAGAUGAAGACGAGGAUGAAGAUGACUUGGAUCUUUCUACUUGAUUGGGCAUGGAAAAAUAGCACAUAUAUUUUGCUCAUUGAAUAUGGGAAACAAUACAACAUACAUUAUGGAAUAGGAAUCUGUUUUUUUUUUUGUUGACCAUUGUUACAAAUGGAGAUCGUUAGUGAACUUAAUUUCUUGUUUAGAAUUUUAGCAUUGUCGGAAACUAUGAUUAUGUUAUUUUGAUGAUGAACGAAUUUUAAGUUUAUGUAUGGAUUGUCGGAGAUUGUGGUUUUGUUAUUUAUAGAAUGAGAUGUGUAGUACUACUUUUCUUAUUGUUUAACUUUUACUUAUUUAUUA